GCACCGCUGCCUGCCGGGACCCGUAGUCCCUCCGCACCGCUCCCGGCCCCAUCCAGGACCCCCCCUGCCUGGUGUUGUCCCAGUGAAGCCCUGGUGAGCGAUGGCAGGAGAAUCCCCCCUGCAGCUCCGCAUCUUCAACCUCAACUGCUGGGCCAUCCGCUACCUGAGCAAGCGGCGGCAGGAACGGGUCCAGCUCAUCGGGGACAAACUGCGCUGGGAGGGCUUUGACCUGGCCCUGCUCCAGGAGGUGUGGAGCGAGCAGGAUUACAGUGACCUGAAGGCAAAACUGGCAUCCUCCUACCCCUUCUCCCAUUACUUCCGCAGUGGGGUGAUUGGCAGCGGCCUCUGUGUCUUCUCCAAGUUCCCCAUCCUGGACACCCUCCUCUACCAGUACUCACUCAAUGGGUACCCCUACAUGCUCCAGCAUGGGGACUGGUUCUGUGGGAAGUCUGUUGGCCUCCUCAUCAUUAAGAUCUCUGGGAUCCUCUUCAAUGUCUACGUCACCCACCUCCACGCUGAGUACUGCCGAGAGAAGGAUGCCUACCUGCCCCACCGCCUGGUGCAGGCCUGGGAGCUGGCACAGUUCAUCCGACACACCUCGAAGGCAGCUGAUGUGGUGCUGCUGGGGGGGGACCUCAACAUGCACCCUGAGGACGUGGGCAUCCGGCUGCUGCGGGGCUGGACAGGGCUGCAGGACGCCUUCACUGAGGCUGAGUGCUUUGAGGGCUGUGAGGAUGGCUGCACCCUCGUCCCCAGCAACUGCUUCACUGUCAAGGCUGAGCUGCUGCCCUUCCCGCUGGGCAUCCGCAUCGACUACAUCCUCUACAAGGCUGUCUCCAACUUCACGGUGAAGUGCCAGGAGCUGAAGACCACCAAGGGGACAGCCCCAGGUGUGGACAUCCCCUUUUCCGACCACGAAGCCGUGAUGGCAACGCUGCACAUCCACAGGCAGGGGCAGCCCGGGGGGGCCACCACCACCACUAUGGACCCCAAGUUGGUGGACGUGGUGACAGAGGCACGGAUGGAGGUGGAGGUGGGGCUGCGGGCAGCGCGGCGGCAGCGGUACUGGCGGGGCAGGAUGGCGGUGCUGGCCCUGCUCCUCCUCCUCCUGCAGGCAGCAGCAGCCCUGGGCACGCUGGUGGGGCUGGGGGCCGGGCAGCCCUUCCCUAAGCUCUCUUUCUCCUUGCUGGCCUUCCUCGCUACCGGCGUCCUCCUCCUGGCCACCACCCUCCACCUCUUCCACACCAUGGAGGUGAAGAUGCUGCAGGGCACCGAGGAGCAGAUGCGGAGGGUGCUGCGGGUGCUGCAGGAGAGAGCCAGUGAUGGAUGAGUCAGGAUUAUGGUGGGGGGGAGAGGGGGGGUCCCACCGUAUGGUUCCCCCCCUCUCCAGCCCCAUCCUGGUCCCUUGAGUCCCUUUUUCCUACUCAAUGUCUGGUUUUAGAAGAGCAGCACUGCAGCCGGCUCGGCAGCGUGAAUUUGACACCCGCCUCUCGGGGUCAAAGUCAGAUUUUUAUUUUUGGUGGGGGGGAGAGAGUAGAUUUGUGGUGUUGGCCCCCGUGGUAACCACACGAGAGGUGGUUUUUAAUUGCUUGGUUUUUAAUAGACCCUUCCUAGCGGGAGGAAAACGCUGGCUGGGAGCCUCAAGAGGUUUAUCCCACUCCUUGCCCGGGGCAACCUCAGGAGCUCCCGGUGAAAGCUGGCGACUGCUCUGGAUUUGACUGGGUAGAAAAUAAAGGUGG
Molecule: messenger RNA, 1739 nt
Organism: Calypte anna (Anna's hummingbird)
Lineage: Eukaryota; Metazoa; Chordata; Aves; Apodiformes; Trochilidae
Gene: SMPD2
Product: sphingomyelin phosphodiesterase 2
Exons: 11
Coding region: 101-1330 (409 amino acids)
Cellular component (GO): cytoplasm
Molecular function (GO): sphingomyelin phosphodiesterase activity
Source: RefSeq, a predicted model, not a curated record